This is a messenger RNA of Eimeria tenella, 4356 nucleotides long. RefSeq lists its product as uncharacterized. Lineage: Eukaryota; Apicomplexa; Conoidasida; Eucoccidiorida; Eimeriidae. The record is from RefSeq and is a predicted model, not a curated record. Gene Ontology annotation, biological process: phosphatidylinositol dephosphorylation. The coding region runs from base 1 to 4356 and encodes 1451 amino acids. Gene Ontology annotation, molecular function: phosphatidylinositol-3,5-bisphosphate 5-phosphatase activity. Gene Ontology annotation, cellular component: intracellular membrane-bounded organelle. The transcript has 2 exons.
AUGGGGCCCCCUGUGGUGGAGAUAACAGUUUACGAGCUUCCUGACAAAGUUUGUCUCCUCGCGCUUAAUUCGCAGCAGCAGCAGCAGCAGCAGCAAGCAGCAGCUGCUGCUGCUGCCCGUCCAAAUGGCCCAAGCGAGGGUUGCAGCUGCAGCUGCGGCUGCUAUGGACGGCUGCUGAUUCUUAAGAAGGCGGUGCUCAGUGCGGCAGCUGCAGCAGACAAGAGCAGCAGGUGCUCAGACGGCAGCAGCAGCAGCAGCAGCAGCGGCAGCAGCAGCAGCAGCAGCGGCGGCGGUAGCAGCAGCAGCGAAGAAGAAGACGAGGGCGUGAUUUCUUACCAGCAGCAUUGUCUGCAAACGGCUUGCGCUUUCGAGUCGGCGAAGCUGCUGCUGCAGCAUCAGCAGCAGCAGUUCUGUCACCAGCAGCAGCAGCAGCGCCACAACGCAGACUUCCUGCGGCUGCUGCUGCGGCCCCAGCGUGAGCAGCAGAAGCAGCAGCAGCAGCAUGACGAGGCUACAUCAUCGGUGAGCAGCAAAAGGAUCGACACCUGCAGCCCAGCUGCGAGCGACAGCGGCAGCAGCAGCAGCAGCAGCAGCAGCAGCAAAGAAGUUGCUGCUAAGAGAGGCCUCUGCGGCCAAAGCCCCUGCUGCUGCUUUGCUGCCUACAAAGCCUUUGGGCUCUUGGGCGCUGUGAAGCUGCUGUGUGGGGUUUACUUGUGUGUAAUUACGGAGAAGACAACAGCAGGGGCCCUUCCCGACAUUACUGCUGCUGCUGCUGCUGCUGCUGCAGCAGAAGACAUUGACGAGGGUCUGGAUCCGCUGCCGGUUUUUGCUCUGGAGGGGCUGCGACUUGUUCCCCUUUUCUGUUGGAAAUGGGAAGACUCGCAGCUGCUGCACCACGCAGCAGCAGCAGAUGCUGCUGCUGCUGCAGCUCUCGAGCUGCAGCGGCUGGUCUUCUACAAUGGGGCCCCCGGGGGCCCCCGCGUUGCUGGCUGCUGCUCCCCCGCGGGCGUGGACGUGGGGGAGGUCAGGGUAGCAGCAGCAGCAGCAGCAGCAGACAGCAGCAGGAGCGGCGCCAGCAGCAGCAGCGGCUACGCGUCGCCCCCCGAGCUGCUCGAAGUGCAGCAGCAGCUGCCGCAGCAGCAGCACCGCAUGAAGCCACAGCAAAUUGCACAUUUCCGAAAGCUGCUGGAGAAGGAGCAGCGGCUUUGCUGUUUGCUGCUGUCAGCUUUUAGCACAGCGCCUCAGUCGCUGCUGUUUUCGGGCUCCAUAGACCUUACGCUUUCGCUGCAACAGCAGCUGCAGCAGCAGCAGCAGCAGGAGCAGGAAGGGCAGCAGCCGGAAGCUAGCUGCUUCUGCAGCUGCUGCAGCAGCGGGCACAGGAAAUUGCAGCGAGGAGCUGCAGGCCAUUUCGUCUUCAACAAAUUCAUGCUGCGGGAGAUGCAGCGGCGCGCACGACACGCAGCAGCAGCAGCAGCAGCAAAAGAUGCUGCAGCAACAGAAGCAGCAAAUGCUCACGCAGCAGCAUCAAGCAGCGGUUUCUGUUUCGUUGGAGGCUCGACAUCCGACAGCAGCAGCAGCAGCAGCACCAGCAAUGUCACUGUCAGCACCAAUGACAAAGCUUGGUGUACUGGCUACUGCUGCUGCUGCUCAUCUGCAGCAGCAGCAAAAGGCUGCUGCUUCUCCCCUUGGCAGGUUGUACUCAUCCAAGGAGGGCUGCAGCAGCAAACUAUCAUCAUCCCCUCUUCGCAGCAGCAGCAGCAGCAACAGCAGCAGCAGCAGCAAUUGAAAAAUGCUCAGUUUUUCCAGUUGUCUGUCUUGGCGCGGCGGUCUCGCUUUGCUGCUGGGACCCGCUUCUACAGCCGAGGCCUGGAGAGGCCCACUGACCCAGCAGCAGCAGCAGCAGCAGCAGAAGCAGUAGCAGACAGCAGGAGCAGUUUGGGUGCCGCGAACGAAGUGGAAUGCGAGCAGAUGCUGUGGCGUGUGCUGCCACCGCAAGCCACAGUGCCGGCGGCAGCAACAGCAGCAACAGCAGCAGCAGUAGCAGCAGCAACAGCGGCGGCUGUUGCGGUGCCGGAAGCAACUGAGGCAGCAGCAGUAGCCAGUGCAGCAGCAGCGCUUGCUGCGGACACUGUGUCCUUGGGCUUGCCUAGCACUACAACAGCAGCAUCAGAAGCAGCAGCAACAGCAGCAGCAGCAGCACCGCCAGCAGCAACACUCAGCCCCACAGCUGGCGGCUCAUCUGGCGUGGGCGCCGCUUGUUUGCCCGCAGCCGAAGGAGCAGCAGCUAGUUCAGCAGCAGCAGCUGCUGCUGCAGCAGCUCCCCGGGGCUCGAAGUGGCGCUUUUCCGUUUGCUGCGCUGCUGUUGUGUUUCUAAGGGGAUCCAUUCCAGUGUUUUGGAGACACGAAAGUGUUUCAAAGAGACUUUUAUUUUCAUUUCUGAUGCCUUCUCCGACGACGUGCAUCGACUUGCCUGCUGCUGAGGUGUACGUACACCUGAAGCGACACCUGCGCUGGCUGCUCACGCGCUACCAGCAGCCGCUGCUGCUGCUGGACCUUGUUCGGCAGCAGCACCCAGUGGAGGGGACAUUAAGCAGAGCUUACAGGGAAGCUUUGCUGCACUGCAACGACGAAUUCAAGGUGUCCGUACACUCCAGAUCUGCUGCAGCUGGAAACAGCAGCAGCAGCAGCGCCAGCGGCAGCAACACCAGCAAGAGCAACUGCUGCACGCCCGAAACGCGCAGCACGAGCAGAACCUCCCCAGGCCCUGCUGCAGCGGCGGCACGGGGCUCUGCUGCUGACGAGUAUAGCUGCAAGCAGCAGCAGCAACAGCAGCAGCAGCAGCAGCAGCAGCAGGCGCUACCCGAAGUUAUCUACCACAUGAUGGACUGGCAUGCGCGCAGCGAGGCUGAUGGCUUUGAUGCAGCCUUCGCUGAGCUGGCGGUCUUGGGCUCCCAGUUGCUGCAGCAAACGGGGUUCUUCCUGUUCCAGCGCCAGCAGCAGCAGCAGCAGGAGCAGUUGCUGCUGCAGCGGGGCGUGGUGCGCUUCAACUGCAUCGACUGUCUAGACCGCACGAACAUAGCGCACGUGUGUCUUGGUGUUGUUGCGCUGUACGUACAGCUGAGGGCUCUGGGGCUUUGCGGCCCUGGUGUUGCAUGCCCUCACUUCUGCUUCUUCCUGCAGAGCCAGCAAGACGUGUUGAAGGCGACAGCAGAAGGUUUGCUGCUGCAGCAAACCGUAGCAGCAAAGCACAAGCAUGCUUGGCUGCUGCUUGACGCAGAGCAGCAGCGGCAGCAGCAGCAGCAGCCAAGCACCCCGGCAGGCCUGGCAGCACAAGGGGCCACAGCAGCAGGGAAACUGAAGGGACAUGUUCAAAGCCCUGGGCAGCCUAUUUACGAGCAAAAUGGAGAAGCAGCAGCAGCAGCAGCAGCACCUGCUGCUGUUGGUUCUGCUGCUGCUACUGUUGCUGAAUCCCCACAACAAGCAGCAGCCUCGCGUUUGACUGCCGAUGAGCUGCUGCCAGCGUAUGGCUUCCCCUUGGCAGCAGCUGUUGGAGAACGGCCUGGCGCAUUCACAUACACAACAGCAGCAGCUGCUGCUUCUGCCGCUCUUACUGCUGCUGCAGUGUCGCUGCCAGCUUUCAAAGAAAAAGCAGCAAUUGUGAGUGUCUUGGGGGCCCUCUGGCGCGGCAUUGGCGACAACAUUUCCAUCCAGUACGCUGGUUCUCCGGCGCUGCAUGCAGCGGAGUUUGUGCAGUGCCCAGUUCGUGCUGCUGCUGCUGCUGCUGCUGGGCAGCGAGACCAGCAGCAGAAGCAGCAGGGGGCCGCCAUACGUGCCGAAGCAGCAGCAGCAAUUUGGGAAAAAAUGAUCAAGGGAAUGAAGGAAAGGCCCUGGAUAGCUCAGUCAAGAACCAGCGCGCUUUAUGCUGUGCAGCGGUAUGUCAGCAACAAAGUUUUCGACACGGAGCGGCAGCGGGCUAUUUAUUUGCUGACAGGAAAUUUCCGGCCAUCUCUAGAGGGUCCUGAUUUGCUUUCAUUGGAUUGUUCGCAGCAGCAGCUGCCAAUGCAUGCAGAGCCGGCGGCUGCAGCAACAGCAGCAGCAGGCGAGGCAGCAGGGACGGAACUGCUGGAGGCUGGUGGUGCUGCUGGUGCUGCUGGUGCUGCUUCUGUUGCUGCUGCUGCAGCCGCAAGGCAAGCUGCAGGCGCUACUCUGGCUGCGCUAAAGCCUGCAGCAGUCACCUCUCCGACGAGCGCACAAGCAGCAGCAGCAGAAGCAGGGGAGGUAGCUGCUGCUGUUGCUGCUGCUGCUCUGCAGCGAGACAACAAUGAGACGUUUCAGAAGCUCAGCAGCUUUCUUUGA